This is a messenger RNA of Tribolium madens (black flour beetle), 3826 nucleotides long. RefSeq names its product protein O-mannosyl-transferase TMTC1-like. The coding region runs from base 526 to 2760 and encodes 744 amino acids. NCBI's taxonomy places the organism in Eukaryota, Metazoa, Arthropoda, Insecta, Coleoptera, Tenebrionidae. Gene Ontology annotation, biological process: protein O-linked glycosylation via mannose. Gene Ontology annotation, molecular function: protein binding; mannosyltransferase activity. The record is from RefSeq and is a predicted model, not a curated record. The transcript is spliced from 16 exons.
UCCUUCGCAGGCAGUCGUGCUGCGCCUCUCCUGCGGUGAGGUCCUGACACCACCUGAUUUUCCGUGUAAUGUAUGGAAACGUGCAGGCGCCAUCUCGAAUACUAAUCAUCCGAUAAGAUCUCGUAAUUAUUCCGUAUGUUUCUAGUUACGCCCUGCAGAGGAUCCUGCCAGUUCCUGCAAGUUGCGCAUUGCUGGACCGGCCAGUGGCUUCCAAUACACUUCCGGUACGCUCGAGAUAAUCUUCUUCAACAAUGAACAGUGGUAGAUAAAUGGGCGCAUAAAACUAAGCACGGAGUGCCACGCCGUGAUCAAUCGUGGCCAAAUGUUCCAUUAUUGUUAAAUGGUUUAAGAUUUAUUGUUAUGCUCGAUCCUGAAAGGCCACUUGAAUUUUUUAAAUAGAUCAAAAUUUACGCUAAUCGUGAGUGAAAGCAGAAGUUAUGUUAUGACUCCGUGGUCUUCAUAACCGGCAGGAAUAAACAUUCAUUCUGCGUAAUAAAGACAGUGACCUCGAGAUUACGUCGAGAUAUGAAGCGACGAGCUUUAGCUACGCAAGGGAAAAAAGCGCCCAGUUCGUGGCCCAUAUACAGCUUAGUGAGCACCGUUGCAGUGGCCUGCUAUCUUAACGGACUUAAUGGCGACUUCGUGCACGAUGAUAUUCCUGCUGUGACUCUCAAUAAGGACGUCUUGGCCAUCAACCCCAUCAGUCAUGCAUUCAAGAACGAUUUCUGGGGAACGCCGAUGGCCGAUCUGGCAAGCCAUAAAUCCUACAGACCUCUCACCAUUCUCACUUUCAGAGCAAACUUUUUGUGCUUCAGUCUGCAGCCAGUGUGGUUUCACGUUACAAACGUCGUCCUGCAUGCUGCCGCCUGCAUAUUGUUCACCAGGGUAUGCCUGAAAAUCGCCGCCUUCAAGCCCCCGUUCGCAACGCUUGCCGGCCUCUUAUUUGCCGCCCAUCCCAUCCACACGGAAGCGGUGACGGGUAUAGUGGGCAGAGCAGACGUUUUAGCUUGCGUCUUCUUCUUAGUAUCGCUCCUGGCAUAUCACGGGCAUCCCGACGGCAAGUGUCAUAUCUGGAUCAGCGUCUCUUUGGGAGGCCUCAGUAUGUUGGCUAAGGAAACCGGAGUCUCUGUUUUUUUGCUCAAUUUGGCGUACGACUUUUAUCGUCAUUGGCCUGCCGUUAAAAAAACAAUAGUCGAAGUGAGAUGGAAUCAGGAAACCCAGCAAUUUGCUAAUAGAGCUGCAAAGGUCCUUACAUCGCUUGGUAUAUUACUUGCCAUCAGACUGGCUCUUUUACAAGGAUCCUUACCCAAGUUUUCGCAACAGGAUAAUCCCACAGCUUUCCAUCCGUCUCUCUAUGUAAGGGUGUUAACUUUCUGCUACUUGGCUGCGUUCAACUGGUGGCUCCUGCUGUGUCCUGCAACGCUGUCGCAUGAUUGGCAAAUGGGGUCGAUACCCUUGGUAACGUCACUCUCAGAUUCCAGGAAUCUGAUGACGUGCUUCUUCUUCGGAAUGGCGGCACUGCUUUUGAUAAGAAGUCUAUGCGACUUUGAGAAUCAGAAGCAUACCCCAGUAGUACUUGGCCUCAUGUUGCUCAUUUUUCCGUUCUUGCCAGCAGCUAAUCUGGUUGUUACUGUAGGAUUUGUAGUGGCUGAGAGGGUCUUGUAUAUUCCUAGUUUAGGUUGUACCCUCCUUGUAGUAUAUGGAAUCCAAAUCUUGUGGACCUCUUAUUCUAAACAUCGCCAGACAAUAAUUUGUUGCGUGAUGCUUUUAUUGACCACAAAUUGUUUACGCACUGUUGUGCGUAAUCGCGACUGGCGGUCCCGCGAAUCCCUUCUGAGGGCCGGGUUAAUGACAUUACCGCACAACGCCAAGAUGCAUUACAACUACGCGAAUUUUCUGAGAGAUUCGGCGAGACCUGAAUUAGCUAAGUCCCAUUACCACAGAGCUUUGAAGUUAUGGCCCACUUAUGCAAGUGCCCACAAUAAUUUGGGCACUUUGUUGAGCAACGAACAAGAAGCUGAACAGCAUUUCUUAGCAGCUAUUCGGUACUCGGCCGACCAUGUCAAUGCACACUACAACCUGGGUCAGCUCUAUCGGAAACUGAAUCGGACAGCGGAAUCCGAACACAUGCUAAAAAGGUGCAUCAAUCUUGAACCCAGGUUCACACCGGCCUACAUCGAAUUAGCAAGACUCCGAGGACCAAACGACAGAAGUGUCAACAAUCUACUCAAAAAAGUCGCUUUGCUAAACCCACGUGACCCCUAUUAUAGCACCAUUUACGGCCACUGGCUUUUAGGCAAAAGCGAUAAUCUCAAGGCCCUUCACUUCUACUGGAAGGCCCUCUCCGUGUGUACCUCCUACCAGGAAGCGAUGCUUGGUGCUUCAAAAAUUCUACGUAAAUUCGGUCAAAGUUCACGUAUCUUUCAAUUGAUCACAAGAUGGCAGUCAAUUUUACGAAUACGAAGAGGCGAACCACCUAUAAGCCCACACGUCUAUUUACACGGAUGGCAACUUAAAAGUGAAUUGAGUCAUAAAGCUAGAGCCUACGACAAUUGUAGCACGUUGUUACUUGGUAGUCGUUGCGUACAAAGUUCAAGCAAAAUAAAGAAAAUCGCUCCAAGUGAAGAAAUCGGAAAUAAAUGGACGAGGCAGACAAGCAACAAGACAAAGUAUCACACAAUGAAGCAGUGCAAAGUGCAACAAAAAUUACAUAAACAGAAACCUUCGACGCCGCUGAUGGUUCAGCAUUUCUUGGAUUAAAGAAAUAAAGUGCUUUUUCAGAAUGUUGUUUUUAUGUAAUUGUGUUUUUGUGAUUUUUUGCUUAACUAUAACAAUGAUAGACAUUAAAUAGUACAAAAAUUUCACACUUUCGAUAAACGACAAAUUUAAAAGAACUACUUUGGAAAUAUAGUAAUUAUAUGACUGGUUUCUAAACGAAUUAGUAUGUAUUUUUACCUAGUAUAUAAUAAAUAUAAUUUUUUAUUCCCAAAAUUGUCAAACUAACCUAUUCGUGAUACGUAAUAAAAGAAUUUUGCAGCUAUGUUAUUUUAAAUUUACUGUUGUUACGUAUUUAUUUACUGCUUAUCCUGAUAUGUUCAUAAUUUUGUAAUAUGUGAAGGGUAUUAAAAUUACAUUCUAAUCUUAAUAUUAGUGAGAUUAACCGAGAGAGGAAUUGAUAUUAAUAUACUUAAAUCACAAAAAUUGAACCAUUUAUUGUUAUAAACUAGGUAGGGACAACCAUGUGGGAAUAAUUUGAAUGACUGCUUGAUUUUGUAGCUUAGUUUCUCACUCCUUUAGCAGUAUUACAGAAACAUUUCUUGAAUGACUGAAUUUGAUAAAAACAAAGAUAUUUUUAAUAAAAUAAUUUUGUAAAAUUCUUAAAAAUGGUAUGAACGAACCAAAACCGGUUUACAGUGUAUAUAUUGCACGAAAUGUAAAUAAAAUUAAACAGUAUUACAAAAAAGUCUAGAUUUAAGUAGCUUAGUAAAUUCACUUUAAAGCAUUUUAUAAAACAUUGUUGAAGAUUAAGGUUCCAUAUACACAUUUUUUUAUAAUAAUAAAAUGAAUGUGAUCGAGUAAAAACGUUGUUCUCUCCGUAUAUAUAGCUUGAUAACUGUGAAAUUUUUUCCGCUAGUAAAAUAAUUAUGGCUAAAAUUAUGUUUGAGAUAUUUGUUUUUAGAUGGGGCCAUUUCAUGAACUCUGUAUACUAAAUAUUCAUUAGGCGAAACUAUUUCUCAAAGUGAAAUUAAGGCAAACAUACAUAUUUAUAAGGUUGUUGUGUCUACAAAUUGUAAAAUACUUGUAUAGGUUUUUGAUAAUCAAUAAA